Molecule: messenger RNA, 551 nt
Organism: Rhipicephalus microplus (southern cattle tick)
Lineage: Eukaryota; Metazoa; Arthropoda; Arachnida; Ixodida; Ixodidae
Gene: RpS30
Product: ribosomal protein S30
Biological process (GO): translation
Cellular component (GO): ribosome; cytosolic small ribosomal subunit
Molecular function (GO): structural constituent of ribosome; protein binding
Source: RefSeq, a predicted model, not a curated record
UGUAGUGCGCUCUGCAAACACGUGGCGCCACCUUUUACGCUUCAUUCACGCUGGCGAUCUGACGGUCUUCGUCGCGAGCACCAGAUAUCAAAAUGAAGAUAAUCAUCCAAUGCCAGGAGAGUCACGCCGUUGAGGUAACCGGCGAGGAGACAGUUUCCUUUCUCAAGAACUACCUCCACACAGCUGAGGGUAUUGUGCCCGAGGACCAGCGGCUAUACGCUGAAGGAGGCAAGCCACUGAACGAUGGGGACCUGUUGUCCGCCUGCUUGACCGAUGGCUCACUCGUCAACGCCGUUGUGCCCCUGGUCGGAGGCAAAGUCCACGGCUCCCUGGCUCGUGCUGGAAAGGUCAAGGGACAGACGCCAAAGGUGGAGAAGCAGGAAAAGAAAAAGAAGAAGACUGGCCGAGCCAAGAGGCGCAUUCAAUACAACAGGCGCUUUGUGAACGCCGUGGCCACCUUUGGACGCAGGAGGGGACCCAACGCCAACCAGGCUUCAUAGACUAUGUGGAGCACAAAAGCUCUAAAAUUAAAAAAAAUGUUCUUACUAAAA